Macadamia integrifolia is the source of this 1202-nucleotide messenger RNA. Its product is annotated as probable terpene synthase 9. The transcript has 4 exons. The record is from RefSeq and is a predicted model, not a curated record. The coding region runs from base 90 to 1202 and encodes 370 amino acids. NCBI's taxonomy places the organism in Eukaryota, Viridiplantae, Streptophyta, Magnoliopsida, Proteales, Proteaceae. Gene Ontology annotation, molecular function: terpene synthase activity; magnesium ion binding.
UUUUGUCCUCUGAUAAAUGAUAUAAAAAGAUCGAAGCCACCAUCUUCUUAGAUUCUCAAACACAGGCAAUAUUGGUCUUCAACAAUAAAAUGGUAGUACAUUCAGCUUCGUCCUCCUUUCAACUCCUCUCCAUCAAAAUGGGUGUCAUCCCUCUACAUUCAUCUUCUUCGCCUGUAAUACUACUGCAUCGCACCAACUUCUUACGGCUGCGAAAUACAUGCAAUCUGUGCCAAGGAACGGUCAUUCACUCUCGGCGCACAAAGCGAUUGUCAGCAACAGGAGAGAGUGAACGCCGAUCAGCUCAUUAUCAUCCUACCAUUUGGGAUCACCAACUCAUUCAGUCAUUGAAGAAUCCUUACUCGAAUGAAGUCUCCCAUGGUCGCUUAGAGGAGCUCAAGAAAGAAGUAAAGCAGCUGAUCCGGUCCAACAAGGAUCCAUUGGUUCAAUUGAAACUCAUUGACUCAAUUCAACGAUUGGGUGUGGCUUACCACUUCCAGGAUGAGAUCAAAGACUCCCUUCUUCAUCUGGUUCAUUUGGAGUGCAAUCAUGAUCUCUACACUGCUGCUUUAAAAUUUCGAAUUUUUCGAGAACAUGGCUAUCAAAUUAGUUCAGAUGUGUUCAAUGAAUUCAAAAACAAGGAUGGGAGCUUCAUGGACUGCUUGAAUAAGGAAACCCAUGAGGGUCUCUUGGGGUUAUAUGAAGCUUCACAUCUUGGAAUGAAUGGAGAAGAUGUUUUAGAGGAAGCCAUGGAAUUCAGCAUCUCUAGUCUCAAGUCAUCAAUGAUGACAGAACAAGUGAGACAAUCUCUGGAAGUUCCAUUACACUGGAGAAUGGUGAGAUUAGAGGCUAGGAACUACAUAAAUAUUUGCGAGGAAGAGGAGCAAACGAAGAGUAGUUCAAGAAUAUUGGUUGAGCUAGCAAAGCUGGAUUUCAACAUUGUCCAAUCAGUACACCAAAGGGAAUUAAAGGAGCUCUCCAGUUGGUGGAGUGACUUAGAUUUCAAAGAAGAGCUUUCAUUUUCGAGGGACCGAUUAGUGGAAAAUUUCUUAUGGGCAGUUGGAAUUAUCUAUGAUCCCCAAUUCUCCAGAUGCAGGAUAGGGCUCACCAAAUUAAUUUCCAUUUUAACAGUAAUUGAUGACAUUUAUGAUGUAUAUGGAUCACUAGAUGAACUUGAACUCUUCACAAAUGCAAUCGAAAGGUAA